AUGGUCCAAGGCAACAACGCUGGCAACGUCAACAACACUCGCAACGUCAACAACACGGGCAACGCCGCUAGUCCGAACAACAAGAAGCGCCCUGCCGAUGCCAUGGACCCUGGCGGCAACAGUCAUGAUACUUUGCACCCCAACAAGCGCGUCAUGACCCAGACCAGCAACGACGGGGUCCUCCUUCCUGGACCUAUCUUAAGCGUCGACACACAAAGCGAUUACACAGUCCGCAUCGUCGAAGGAACUCCCCCCACCUUUGAGUUCAAGGCGAACGGCCCAGCCAAGGUCCAUUUCAACAUGGGUUACUCAGGCGUCCCUACUGUUGCUGAUUUUGGCCUUGAUCCUCGGGCUGCUGCAGCUGGCGCCGCUGCUCAAGCUCCUCGUCCAAUUCCUGCUCCGGCUCCUGAUGCUGGCGCUGCUCCCGGUGCCCCCCGGUGUGCCGUUGCUCCUAGGGCUCCUACUGCUGCUGUGGCUCAAGGUCCUGGUGGUCUCUCUGCUCGGGCUCCCGGUGGACCCGACACUGUCACUGCUCCCGGUAUUCUCGAUGUUUCAGGCGCUCCCGGUGCUAUUGCUGCUCCUGGCAAUGUCGCUGGUCCCGGUGGUGCUAUCGCUACUCCGGGCGGUGUUAUCGUUUUUCCUGGUACCAUCCCGUCUCCUGGUGCUGCCGUCACUCAGGCUCCGGCUCCCGCUCCUCCACCGGUUCCUGCUUAUGUUGUCCCUGCUAGUGCUCGUCCUUCUCCUGGCGUUGUUGCGUUUGCUGAUCGUGCUUCUAACGCUGCUCCGGACGUUGAAAACGCACGGCAGCGUACGGGUUGGGAGGGCAUGGGCUGCCGCGACGACUACGAGUCCUCGAUAUCGUCAUCGGUCCAUCCGUCCAACUCGCAGCAUGCCUGCUACGGCUUUGACACCUUCUUCCGCUUUCUCCUAUACCAACGCAUUUUCUCAUGCAGCCCUGUCCACCGAAGCUACUUUACGACCAACGUGGCGCAAGGCGCGACACAGAAACAGGACACCAACAGAUCAAAAAAUGAGCAGACGCUUGAGAUCCUUCGCUCGCUUUGCAUGUGCACUACCUUGGCGCCGUGUUCGGCGAGCAAGUGUAUGCUGGUUUACCAGACCUAUGUCGGCUCCAUGAACGAUAAAAUCAAGCGUCUCUUCCGCGAGCGUCUGACCGAGUCCGAGUCUAUCCCCGCAUGCAAGACGGGUAAGCCUCUCAACCUCAAACAUGAACUCACCACCACGGCAAGCGUCAACAAUUUGCCCAACCCAGGGAACUUGUCGAGGAAGGAAGGCACGUCACCAAGUCAUCGAGUCGACUUGGAAAAAGACUAUGCGGCGAACAAGAAGAUCGUGGAGGAUGAGCAAGACACGAAGCAGGCCCACGAGGAAACUCCUGCUCCAACCGAGGCGGACCACAUUGCUGCCAAAGCUGAGCGCAUGGCUGUGCUACAGAUUGGAGCUUCUUGCCGAGAACCCCGUGCCGAAGUGAACAGAGUGAACGAAGACGAAGGCAUCACGAGAUUAGGAGUGGUAGUGAAUUUUGUUGAUUGA
Sordaria macrospora k-hell is the source of this 1554-nucleotide messenger RNA. The record is from RefSeq and is a predicted model, not a curated record. Lineage: Eukaryota; Fungi; Ascomycota; Sordariomycetes; Sordariales; Sordariaceae.